AUGCUAUACAAAUCCACAUGCUUGAUCCCAGAGCAACCAAAUUUUGCAUGGGUCCACAUUCAUCAAGAGGAAGACCGUAGGCUAUGUGCGAUCCCAAAAUCUCGACCCAUAGGAGUACCUCCCUUGGCUGGCACAGAAGUCGAUUUGGAAAAAAGUAUACUUAAUCGAAUCCAUAAUCAACAGCAUUUAUUGGAUACUAUUAAAAAAAUUCGCCUUAAAACUGUUGAGCUAAAUGUCAGAACUAUGGAUGUAACAGAAAUAUCGACGAUAUUGGUUUUUGUCAAUGAUAUGAUACGUAUAUCGAAUUUAUUGAAUGUAAAUAAUGAUAUACUUAAAGAAAAACCUUUGCCGCGUCUAGAAGUACCAGCAUCAGUUCUUGGUGAUGAUAACAGUAAUGUGUAUACGGGUGAUCUAAUUAUUGUUGACACACCCGGUCCGAAUGAAAGAGGUUUAUCUGAUCAACUGAAGAUAAUGGUUGCUAAUGAACUGCAACGAUCGGCAUUAAUUGUUAUUGUUUUGGAUUACACAUCAUUAAAUAACGAAAAUCAGGAACAAUUGACACACGACAUUUCUGUAAUACGACAUGUUAAAGGACAUCGAGAAAAUGAUGAUGAUUUAUAUGCAUUAGUUAAUAAAAUUGAUCAGAGAACGAAGAAAGAUUUGACCAAAGAACAAACAAUGACUUAUGUUACAUCACAAUUUGGCAUCAGAUCAAAUAAUGUAUAUGAAAUGUCUGGGAAAAGUGCACUAAUAUGUAGAAUAUUUUUGAGUGAAUACCAAACUCUUCGCAUGAACAAUAAAGAACGGUUCAAAUAUUACGUUAUCCUUAGGCAUUAUCAGUUUGCCGUUUACAGAACGAUGAAAUUGGUUGCUCGCACUUGUUUAUUAGAUGCUUCUGAGCACUGUGCUCACGCUACGAACAUCUUACAACAACAUGUAACAUUACGUCUAAUGGGUUUGAAAGUUAACAGAGAAAAACUGUUAGAAGCUCUAAAGCAUCUGAGUAAUGAAUUAUAUGAGUUACAGAAUUGUCGAGUCAAACUAAAAGUGAACUUAAACGAUUGGAAAGCUCAACUGAUUAAUGAGAUAUCAUCUAUAUUCAAAAACGAUACACAAGCAUGCUAUCAGUUAGUAAUUGAUCUGUUUAAUAGUGAAGCACAGCUACUAGACUAUGCUUUGAUUUAUCAAACACAUAUAACUUCCAUGCUGAAAAAUCAUUCAUUCGUAGAUGAUAAGCUAAAAUUUAAAAGUAAAGAAGAAGCAGAUAAGUUUACCAAGACAGUGAUUGACGCUGUUCGUCAUAUUAGUGAAGUGCAAAUGCUUAAAACAAGCUUAGAGGUUAACAAGCAUUUGGAAGAGGCACGUGUUAACUUAGAAACAGAAAUUAGGAACUUUACUGAAGAUAUUCAGAAACGUAUUUCAGAGCGGUUGUCCAAUACAUUUAGCAUGAAAAUUAAAUGUCCGGAAUUAAACAAAAAAACAUCCAAUUACACGAGCUUGCUUGAACUUGUAAGAGAAAGAAAAGAUACUGUAUACUACCGUCCAUGGUAUUUGUUAUGGAUAGUAAAACGGACGAUUGAAAUUAGUACGAUGGAGGUUUCAGUGCCUGUUAUGAGACAGUCAGCUGCGGAUAUGCUAAAAGAAAAUUUUGAUAGAAUUUUACAGAAAGCACAUAGUAGCAUAAAUGAAGAACUAGAACAACAAUUUAUCCAGCGGUUUAAUUAUCUAGGAACAUUCAUAAGAAAAUAUGCUUUAGAUGUACAAAAAUCGCUUAACGAUAAAUUCCGUGUAGAGCAUAAUAAAGGUUUUGAAAAGCAGUUAACAGAAGCAUCAAACGAAUUAGCAGCGUAUCUACCUUUGAUGAGACAUUGUACGAAUAAUGUCAGAAAAUAUUUUGAAACACCAUUACUUGCUGUUGACGAAUUUGAAUUGUUAGAAUUUUGA
Molecule: messenger RNA, 1944 nt
Organism: Didymodactylos carnosus
Lineage: Eukaryota; Metazoa; Rotifera; Eurotatoria; Philodinida; Philodinidae
Source: the annotation of a GenBank genome assembly